Spinacia oleracea (spinach) is the source of this 900-nucleotide messenger RNA. RefSeq lists its product as uncharacterized. The record is from RefSeq and is a predicted model, not a curated record. The coding region runs from base 1 to 900 and encodes 299 amino acids. Lineage: Eukaryota; Viridiplantae; Streptophyta; Magnoliopsida; Caryophyllales; Amaranthaceae. The transcript has a single exon.
AUGGAUCGUAGUUGGAUGUAUGGUAGACGUGACACAAAGGAUUUCAUGCAUGGGGUUUCGGAGUUCUGUAUGAGUGCUUUACAACAUAAAGCUAGUACGGGGGCCAAAGAGUUUUAUUGUCCUUGUGCCGAUUGUGAGAAUGUGAACACGGUCAAUAAUGUUUUGGUGAUUAGAGAUCAUGUAUUUAUGCGUGGGUUUAGACCUAAUUACCAUGUAUGGGUUUAUCAUGGUGAGAGUGGAGUGUACGUAGGUAAUUCUAGUCAGAAUGUUGUGCAUGAACAAGAAGAAGCUAUCUAUGCGGAAGGGGAAGCCGAUUGUUUUGAGGAUGAGGAUGACGAUGACGUUGAAAAUAAUAUUGAUGAUGAUAAUGAUCGUGUCGAGGACAUGUUGCACGAGGUCGAGGAUGAAGUUCGCGAUCGUGUUUUUGAGUGCUUGUCUAAGGAGGCUGAAACGCCAUUGUAUCCUGAUUGUACAAAGUAUAGAAAGCUUUCCGCUGUUUGCACACUCUACAAUAUCAAGACAAGCGGAGGCUGGACUGACAUUAGUUUCACUGAGUUGUUGGUGGCGCUAAGUGAUAUGUUACCGGCUGGCAAUGAACUUCCCAGUUCGAACUAUUAUGCCAAGAAGCUCAUGUGUCCCUUUAGUUUAGAGUACAAGAAGAUACAUGCUUGUCCAAGUGAUUGUCUGCUAUAUCAUAAGCAGUAUGAGAAUUUGGAUAAGUGUCCACGGUGCGGAGUGUCGCGUUACAAACGCAAAGGGGUAAGCGAGGGUAAGAAUGUUUACCCAGCUAAGGUGUUGUGGUAUCUUCCCAUAAUACCGAGAUUCAAGCGCUUGUUUUCGAUAAAAAAAGAUGCAAGGAAUUUGAGGUGGCAUGCAGAUCCUGCUGAUUCUCCACAGUGA